GUCAUUAUUAGAUAAACAAGAAAUUACUUCAGUAGAACUAGCUAACGAUUUAGACGCACAAGAUGAAUUUGCUAAAUAUCGAAAAGAGUUCGAAAUUCCCUUAAAAAAUUCAAUCACAAAUGAUUCUACCGAAACAGAUGAAGAAUGCAUAUAUUUGUGUGGUAAUUCAUUAGGAUUAAUGCCUAAAAGAACAAGAACAAUAAUUAAUCAAGAAUUGGAUGCUUGGGCACAAAGGUAUGUGCAUCCUUUAUAUAAAAGAUAUACAUACACUACUAAAAUUUGCUCACAUACAGGGGAGUUGAAGGCCAUUGGAACCAUCCUUAUAUGCGACCUUGGGUAGCUAUUGACGAGAUUGUCAAAGAACCGCUUGCAAAAAUUGUUGGGGCAAAGCCAAUUGAAGUAACAGCCAUGAAUACUUUAACUUCAAAUAUUCACUCAAUGCUUAUUUCCUUUUAUCAACCUUCCGAAACGCGCUACAAAAUUUUAAUUGAGAAAAAGGCAUUUCCCUCGGAUCAUUAUGCCGUCAGUUCUCAUCUUCAGUCAAGAGGUAUUGAUCCUACUGACGCACUUUUGACAGUUAGUCCUCGAGAUGGACACGAUGUUUUAGAAACAGAAGAUAUUAUUGAAUAUAUUAAGCAACAUGGUUCCUCAAUUGCCGUAAUUAUGUUAUCAGGUGUACAGUACUAUACGGGACAAUUCUUUGAGAUAGACAAAAUUACAAAAGCUGGACAUGAAGCAGGUUGUGUGGUAGGCUGGGAUCUUGCACAUGCAGUUGGUAAUGUGCCUCUUCAUUUACAUGACUGGGACGUUGAUUUUGCCUGCUGGUGUUCUUAUAAGUAUCUGAAUUCAGGAGCGGGUGGUAUUGCAGGGCUCUUUAUUCAUGAAAAAUACAAAAAUGAUAAUACAAGACCAAGAUUGGCAGGAUGGUGGGGUAACAAUAAAGAAACUCGAUUCGAAAUGAAUCAAGAAGUCUUUGAACCUAGUGAAGGUGCCUCUGGAUAUCAAGUUAGUAAUCCUAGCAUUUUCACAACCGUUGCCCUUUGGGCGUCCUUGCAAGUCUUUGAAGAAGCUGGUGGUGUUGAAGCUUUGCGUAAAAAGUCAUUAUUAUUAACUGAGUAUCUUGAGAGAUUGGUUAGGAUAGAAGUACCGCAAGUAAAAAUCUUGACUCCAAAGAGACGUGGAUGCCAGUUAUCGUUGGAAUUUCGUGAUGAGACAAGUAUGCUAAAAGUCUUUGAGGGUCUUCAUAAGAUGGGUAUUGUUGUAGAUGAACGUAAGCCAACUGUAAUACGUGUUGCGCCAACACCCUUAUAUAAUACGUUUAAGGAUGUGUACCAAUUUGUUAAAUGUUUAAAAGAAGUCAUGAAAGAAGUUUAUUAAUAAAUUACAUAAUAUACAUUUGUAUAUG
Molecule: messenger RNA, 1405 nt
Organism: Cokeromyces recurvatus
Lineage: Eukaryota; Fungi; Mucoromycota; Mucoromycetes; Mucorales; Mucoraceae
Product: kynureninase
Exons: 6
Coding region: 325-1377 (350 amino acids)
Biological process (GO): NAD+ biosynthetic process
Cellular component (GO): cytoplasm
Molecular function (GO): pyridoxal phosphate binding; kynureninase activity
Source: RefSeq, a predicted model, not a curated record